UGCCCGUACCGUGGCCCGCACGUAGUGUAGUAUUAGAUACUCAGCAGGCUCGGCAGUAAUCGAAAUCGUGUUCUUCCGCGUACAGUGAAACAUUGAACAAUCCUCCUUAAAACGAAACUGUCAAAGUGUGUUUGACAAAGCGGGUGAAGUGUCUGUAGCCGGGAGAAAUGGCGCGAGAUUAAGUUCGCGUCUGAUCUAGUAAAUACGGUUGGACACUUACGUGGAAUGACGGAUACGAGGAGAAAUGGCUGAGAACGGGCUGGGGUCGGACGCCGGCUCACAGGAGUUUCUUGCGGCCGAGUUUGCCAACUUAGAAAUCGAAGAGUUGGACAACACGGAGUAUGCUAUACCGGCGGUGGAGGAGCUGCCCUCCUUGGAGAGCAUUCUCACCGAACCCGACUGUGGUUCGCUUUCAGGGACCGAGGAUGACUUCGGUCCGACGGCAGCGGAGAAGCUGGGAAGCAGUGAGACAGCGAGCGUUGGUAGCCACUUGUCAUUGAACUCGUUGAACAAAUCGAGCAGGACAUCGAGACCGACGUCUUCCGGAGCUAUUCUGAGGCAUGUGAUACUCAAGGGGAUCUCCUCUCAAAUCGUUUCAGCCAGUGACAAGGUGAACGCCGGCUUGGCGAGCGCAGUGGCAGCGGGUGGGAACAUGCUAGUGGUGGGCACGAGCCACGGCCUGGUCCUAGGUUUCGACUCCUCGCAAACUCUACGAUGGUGCGACCAGGAAGCGCGGCACCAAGGCUCGGUCUCGGCGCUCUGUUUCAACCACGACGGCACCAGAGUGCUAGCCGGCUUCGCCAGAGGUCAUAUCCUGAUGAUCGACAGUGCGAACGGAAAAGUUUUACGGACGCUCACCGACGUCCAUCCCGUCGACACUGCCGUGCUGCACGUCAAAUUCACAGACUCGCCGAAGGUCGCGCUGUGCAGCGACAGCGGCGGCUCCGUGUUCGAAUUAAACUUCACCCGGGUGAUGGGUGUCAGAGGCUGCGAGAGCAGAUGCUUGUUCAGCGGCUCUCGAGGCGAAGUCUGCACCCUGGAACCGUUGCUCUUAAACUACUUACCAUCUCAUCCAUUAAAGACCUACACCUUAGUAGCGAUGGCGACCUUAUCCAAGGUGAUCGUCGUUUGCAUCAGACCGAGGAUGCGAGUAGUUUUGACCCACCCUUUAAUCGGCGCCCCAAUAGCACCGCCUCAGUUAUCCUGGCAGCUGGUGAUGAUACAAGCAGCCGACGCCUCGCGAAUGAUCGACCCGGUGCUCGCCUUAGCAAGAGAUGACAUCGUAUAUUUCUACCAAGUGUGCACCGAGUCCAGCUCCCGGGUCCGACUCUCUCCCUUAAGACGAAUGACGCUGCCUUACACGAUCAGCAAUCUACGCUGGCUAAACCCGAGGUCGUUGGCCGUCCUCGACACACAGGAACGGUUGCAUCUACUCGAUGUCAGAGCUCAGGACAAUCUGGAGACUCUGGACAUGAGCAGGGUCGGUAUAUCUUACGCUAGCAGCCAUUUUAAAGGCUUGUCGACCGGCGGGAACGUUUCCAAGGCGAUGGCACUGGCUGGAGAACGGGCCUGUUACAACACCGUCGUCACCUUCGGUACGCAGCUGUUGUUACUCGGGACGAAGAGCUUGCACGUCGUUUGCAUCAGGACUUGGACCGAGAGACUCAGACAUUUGACGAUGCAGAGGCGUUACCCUGAAGCCUUGGCGCUGGGCCUGGCGUUCUAUCAGGACAAGGGGAAAGCUGUUGUGGGGCUGAGAGGCUCGAGGGAGAGAAGGAAGCAGAUAGCCCGGGACAGAGUCUGUCAGGUACUCGUUCAAUACAUGGAAGAGGAAUUGAAUCAUCAUGGAUCCGGGGACGAGAACCAAGAUCAAGAGAUCGUUUCGAUUUGCGUGGAUUAUUCGAUUCAGUUGGAGAACACUGAAUUCCUGUUUGGUAAACUGUGGGAUUCCGUGUCUGAGUGCGAAGGAUUGAAGGCGAGCUAUUUAAAAGCGUUGGAGGGUCCCCUGUUGGAUGGGAGUUUAAAACCGAGGCUGCCGCCGUUGAUCGCACAGCAGCUCGUCGCUUUUUACGACGCAGAGGAGAAGCUCGAGGCGCUUCAAGCUAUCGUUGUUUUACUCGACGUCGACUGUUUGGAUAUUCAUCAGGUGACGACGAUCUGCCGCGAGCGAGGACUCUGGGAAGCGUUAAUUCACCUCCAGACAACGGCUCUUGGCGACUUUACGGCACCGAUUCAUCAAUUGGUGCCCGUUCUUCAAUCGGGAUUAACGAAGGACUUGCCCGACAGACCCUCCCUGGGCACGAUUCAAUUAGGCAACGCGCUUCUGGUGUACGCGAGCUGCUGUCUGGCCGGACGAGGCUUCCCCAAGGACGAUUUGCCGGAGAACAUGUCGCAGCGAGCUAAAGCAGACGUGCUGAGAGCUUUAUUGUCGCAACACUCAACUUGUGCUACGGACAACGAACGGCAAUACCCUUAUUUGAGGACUCUGCUCAGGUUCGACGCGAAGGGAUUCCUGGAUGUGAUGGCAAUUGCGUUCCAGGAGCCCGAGUUCACGUCUGAAAUGGGGCUGCGGCAGAGACAGAGGCUCGUCGACAUUCUGAUCAGCAUAGCAAUGCCUAACACGCCUCUGGCACCGGGCAGCGACGAUGCCCUGCGCGAGGAUCAGAGGAAUCUCGUCCUAGUGUUUGUCGCCAACGAACUGGCUGAGAAUACGGUCAGUUUGGAGCCGGCGGUGCUCAAUAGAAUGGUGGAGACCCUCUGUUGGCCGGGCAACGAGGAGGCCAGGGCCGAGAGGGAGAGCGCGGUGCUGGGCCUGGUUGCUGGGAGGAAGCUGAGGAACAUGGCGGACGCCGUCCUCCUCAGGCUUUCAGAGGCGGCCAACUUCUACCGCGUGGCGGAGAUAGUGUACAGCGCGAGGGAGGACUGGCCGCAGGCCUGCCGCUGCAUGCUGGAACACCCGGCGCGCUCGCACGACGUCUGGCCCUGGCUGAACCAACUCGAACAGUCCUCGCUGCGAGCAGUGGUCCUUGCGAAUUGUACGCGGCUUCUACGGCUGGAUUCCCAUCGGCUGGCCUCCUUGAUUGCGGCGCAUUUACGUGAACAGCUGAAAGAAGUUUUCGACGCGCUGGACGAGGCUCGUUCCAAAUACGAUCUGCUCGACGCUUUGUACAUCUGCGCUGGACAGUCAAAGGAGGAAGAGAGCCUCGGGUUCGAACUGGACACCGAGAUGCUCGAGACAUUCCUGGAAUUGAUGUGCCAGUUCCAACCUCAACGUGUGGUGUCUCAUGUCCGAGGAGUGCACGGGUGCCGGCCAGACGAGGCUUUAAGGAUCGUUCAGAGGGCCGAGCAUAGGACCGCGGAGGCUGUCGUGCUGGAGAAACUCGGGAACUAUCAAGAGGCGCACGAGAUCCUGUCGAGGGAACUGCGAGACCGCAUGGAAUCUUACCGUAAGAACGAGGUGAACGAGGAAGCAGUGACCCGGGCAGCUGGCCAGGUGGCCGGUCUCUGCAGGAGAGCCGCGGGGAAUCUCGACUGGAUGCCGUUAAUAGAAACGAUCCUCGAGGCUCACUCGAACGGCAGGGAAGAAAGAGUGGAAAAGCUUUGCGGGAGAUUGUUAAGGGUCGUCCUGGAGUUCCUCGGAGGCAGCACGGCGCUCUCCACCGUUUUGGAACAAAUUCUCAAGCACCCGUUGGCAACGAGCGGCACGAUAGGCGACAUCAGGCAAUUGCUAAAAGGAGUGCUAGCUCAUUCACGCUACGAGCAGACUUUGGUGGAGGCUACGGCCCGCCUGGUUAGCCUGGAACUCCACGAGGCAUUAAAGAAGUCUCUUAGGGAUGCUGGAAGAGCCUCAGGGAGAGUCUCAAUAAUCUGCCACAUAUGCAGGCAUCUGUUGUCACAGUGCACCAACUACGUGAUAGCGUUCAACUGCGGCCACGGGUUUCACUCGGAGUGUCUGGGCGAGGCGAAGUCCUGUUACAAAUGCCUCAAUAGUAAAGGCUGGGCGCCGGUCGUCACUCACGUGACUCGUCUGAACUCGUACCAUGAGAGUAAACAAUUGUUGGAGCCGGAGUUUAUGACGAGAAGCCGGGAACUGACCCUGCGACUGGCCCCGCCCUCGCUGCCGGACCUCGAGGGAAUUUUUUAAUAAUACAAAUAAUGAUAAUAACUAAUAAUACAAAUAAUGAUAAAUCUAGUCCCAGCCGUUAAAAAGUUGAAAAUGUGGAUUUUCAUGCGACGAAUGAUCGAAAUAGUAGAGAAUACGGUUUUUCUAAAUGCAUAAAGAUCCAUUGUAAGUGUCUGUAUGUAUGUACAUUGAGAACGUUUUGUAUUCCUCCAUUCCAUUAAUUAAACCAAACGAUCCUCGGGAUCCUGCGGGAUCUAAUUGCAUUUGUA
Ceratina calcarata is the source of this 4392-nucleotide messenger RNA. RefSeq names its product vacuolar protein sorting 8 (gene Vps8). The record is from RefSeq and is a predicted model, not a curated record. Bases 245 to 4144 code for a protein of 1299 amino acids. Lineage: Eukaryota; Metazoa; Arthropoda; Insecta; Hymenoptera; Apidae. Gene Ontology annotation, biological process: protein targeting to vacuole; endosomal vesicle fusion. Gene Ontology annotation, cellular component: HOPS complex; late endosome. Gene Ontology annotation, molecular function: protein binding. The transcript is spliced from 12 exons.